AUGUCAAAAGACGGACACAUCCCGGGUGAAAGAGGGCUGCCAGCAGAUCAGCCCGUAAAGACCGUGCGGCUCUUGGGGAACAAGGACACAUCCUCCAGCCGCCCCUCAACUAUAGCGACAGUGAUUUGGCCCCCCUCCGCGUUCAGUCACAGCGCAGCCCAACUGCGCUGCUCCGAGCCGCGACAUCAAGCGCGUGUGUGCGGUACCGGGAAGCGCCGCGGGAUGCGGGAUGUGCCGGGGCUGAAGCGCUGCUCCCGCCGACCGCCCCGCGGGACGGCGGCAGCAGCGCCCGCGACAGCCCCUCCUCGGCCCGGCCACCGAGGUCCCCUCUACAGCCUGGGGGCUAUUCCUCACGCUCGGUCUCCGUCCCCCCGGCCCUCCCGUCACCACAAGGGCUCCCGAGCUGGUGGCAAGGUCGCCUCCCCUUCCUCGUCCGCCGCGGCCCCGGCCGGGCGGGUGAGGCACGGACGGGCUCCCCGCUCCCCUGUACCUCUCUGCGGCGGCGGCGGCGGCGACGGCGACUGGCCUCGGCUGCCGAGCACCGCCAGGAGCAGAAGGAGCGGCAAACUUCCCCGUGCCAUGGCUCCCGGGCAGCGGAGCUGCCGACCCGUCCCGCCGCGGGACAGCCGGGGAAUAUUUGUCCUAGGAUUGCCAUAUGCUCUUCUCCACAGUGGAUACAGUGGCCUACUUCUUAUUGUCUUGGCUGCAGCAUUAUGCUGUUACACAGGCAAAAUUCUGAUCGUUUGUUUGUAUGAAGAAAAUGAAGAUGGGCAACUGGUAAGAGUGAGAGACACGUAUGAAGAUAUUGCAAAUGCCUGCUGCAAAAAGCUAUCUCCCAAAGUAGGGGGCAUAGUUGUCAAUGUGACUCAAGUGGUGGAACUGAUCAUGACAUGUAUUUUGUACCUGGUUGUUAGUGGGAACUUGCUGUCACACAGUUUUCCAUAUGUAGCACUGACUGAGAAAACUUGGUCUGUAAUUGCAUUUGUUACUCUGUUACCUUGUGUAUUUAUCAGAACUCUCAAAAUUGUUUCCAAACUCAGCCAGCUUUGCUCCUUGGUUCACUUUGUUAUCAUCCUUGUAGUGAUGACUUACUGUCUGACACAAAUACACCAGUGGUCCUGGGCAAAAUUCAGACUCUCCAUUGACUUUGAGGACUUCUUGGUCUCCAUAGGAGUGAUCAUUUUCAGUUACACUUCACAAAUAUUUCUUCCCACACUUGAAGGUAACAUGAAAAACCCGGGGGAAUUUAGGUGUAUGCUGAAUUGGACUCACUUUUUUGCCUGUAUCUUGAAAACAACCUUUGCACUGACUGCUUUUUUGACCUGGGGUGAAGAAACAAAGGAAGUUAUUACAGACAACCUGCCAUCAUUUCUUAAAACACUAGUGAAUUUAUGUCUCUUAACUAAGGCUCUUCUUUCUUACCCUUUGCCCUUUUUUGCAGCCACAGAAAUUGUGUAUUCUUCUAUUUCUAAAGGCAACCAUUCCAAUUACAGAUCUCCAGUACUUUCUCUGGGUGUAAGAGGCUCAUUUCUCUUGUUAACUCUGCUGAUGGCCAUGUUUACGCCACAUUUUGCCCUGUUGAUGGGUUUAUCAGGCAGUGUAACAGGUGCUGCUAUGACUUUCCUCCUUCCCUCUCUCUUCCAUUUAAAACUUAAGUGGAAAAACCUGUCCUUCUUAGAGAAAUGUGCAGAUAUCUCUGUUUUUAUUUUGGGCUUCCUUUGUAGCCUUGCAGGCAUAGUUUGCUCAAUAAAAGGGCUGCUUGAAGUAUUUGGAGGAAUGUAA
This is a messenger RNA of Empidonax traillii (willow flycatcher), 1782 nucleotides long. RefSeq names its product vesicular inhibitory amino acid transporter-like. Gene Ontology annotation, cellular component: vacuolar membrane. The record is from RefSeq and is a predicted model, not a curated record. NCBI's taxonomy places the organism in Eukaryota, Metazoa, Chordata, Aves, Passeriformes, Tyrannidae. Gene Ontology annotation, molecular function: amino acid transmembrane transporter activity. The transcript has 2 exons. The coding region runs from base 1 to 1782 and encodes 593 amino acids. Gene Ontology annotation, biological process: amino acid transmembrane transport.